This is a messenger RNA of Acaulospora morrowiae, 244 nucleotides long. The record is from the annotation of a GenBank genome assembly. NCBI's taxonomy places the organism in Eukaryota, Fungi, Glomeromycota, Glomeromycetes, Diversisporales, Acaulosporaceae.
AUGCCUCCACACUCUUCUUCCUACGAUAACUUUACCUCUGAAUCCCCUGUGGCGCUUAAAGUUGUCUCUCCUAAUGUUCGUUACACUGACUCCCAUAUUUUCGCCGAUUAUGUGUACAAUAACGUCACUGUCACCAAAAGUGACAUUGAUGGCACUCUCGAGGUUGUGCCCACUGAAACAAAAUACCAAUUUAAGACAGAAUUGAAGAUUCCGAAAGUCGGAUUGAUGAUGGUUGGUUGGGGUG